Molecule: messenger RNA, 2182 nt
Organism: Phalacrocorax carbo (great cormorant)
Lineage: Eukaryota; Metazoa; Chordata; Aves; Suliformes; Phalacrocoracidae
Source: RefSeq, a predicted model, not a curated record
GCGGAGGCGCCAAUCGCGACGAGGGGCGGGGCUUGCGGCGGGGCCGGAGCGGCGCGGCGCGAUGGAGCGGGUCCGGGCGCUGGGCCUGGGGCUGCUGCUGGGGGUCCUCGUUGGGGCGGCGAGCGGGCUCCAUUCCCUGCGCUACUUCUUUCUUGCGGUGUCGGAGCCCAGCCCGGGGGUACCCCAGUUCACGAUCGUGGAAUACAUGGACCAGAACCCCUUUGCACGCUACGACAGCGAGAUGGGGCACGUGGAGCCCAAGGCGCACUGGAUGGCGGCCAACAUGGAUGAGCCGUUCUGGGAGAGCCGGACCAAGACCGCCCAGCGCUAUGAGCAGAUGGACUAUAUGAACCUGGGCAGAAUGCUGCGCCGCUACAACCAGAGCGGGGGGACUCACACGUUGCAGCGCAUGGCCGGCUGUGACCUCCUGGAGGACGGUAGCACCAGGGGGUUUUAUCAGAUGGCGUACGACGGGAGGGACUUCAUUGCCUUCGACAUGAACACAAUGACGUUCACUGCGGCUGAUGUCGUGGCACAAAUCACCAAGAGGAGGUGGGAGGAGGACGGGACUUUCGCUGAAGAGCACAAGCACUACCUAGAGAACGACUGCAUCAAGGCGCUGAGGAAGUACGUGAGCUACGGCCGGGCCGUGCUGGAGAGGAAAGAGCCCCCCACGGUCCGAGUGUCGGGGAAGGAGGCCCAGGGGAUCCUGACCCUGCACUGCCGCGCUUACGGCUUCUACCCGCGGCCCAUCACCGUCAGCUGGCUGAAGGACGGCGAGGUCAGGGACGCGGAGACCGAGUGGGGCAGCGUCGCGCCCAACAGCGACGGCACCUACUACACCUGGGCCUCUAUUGAGGCCCGCCCGGAGGACAAGGACAAGUACCGGUGCCGCGUGGAACACGCCAGCCUGCUGGAGCCCGGCCUCUUUGCGUGGGAGCCGGAGUCCAACCUGCUCACCAUCGUGCUGGCGGUGGCUCUUGCCAUCGGGGCUGUCGCCGCCGUCAUCGCUGGAUUCAUCAUCUGGAAGUGGAAAUCAGAGAAGAAUAAGAAGGGCUACGACAAGGCGCCAAGCACGGACGGGGGCUCUGGCAGCGCGGCCUCAGGGAUGCCCAUCUAACUGCUUGACGAGGGGCUGGCACAUGGCUGGAUGCGGCCCCCUGCCCGCUCCCGGGCUGGGCGCAGAGGGGUGCUGGAGGAGGCUGGGAGCUGCCUGCAGAGACCUUGUUGUGUUGCUCCUGCCCACCCCUAGUACAGUGGUGGCUCUUUUGGCUGGUUGAACUUCCAGAUUUUCUCUUUAUUUUUGGCUGUUCUCUAUUCUCUUGCAAGCUGUUUCUCCUCUCCCAGUGGCAGGUCUGUUCUCGCAGCCUCGGGUCGAGGGCUGCGCUGGUUUUGGCUGGGGUAGGGUUGGUUUUCUCCAUAGCAGCCCAGCACGGUGCGGUGCGUAGGGUCUGUGACCGACCAGCAUUGGUAACGCAGCCACGGAGCUGAACAGCGUCGGCACAGCGUCAAGGCCACCUCUGUUUUCACUCUGUCUCCCUGGUGAACAGAUGGGGGGUUGAGCAAGAGGUUGAGAGUGGACACCAUCAUGCAGAUGACCCAAACUAAUGCGAGAGAUUCCAGGUCGUAUCAUGUUGUACUUGAGGAUACAAAUGGAAGAGAGAGGGUUGAGGGGGACUGGCCAGCUUUUGUCAGGAACUAGAUGGGUAUCGGUGGUCUUGGUUUCAGCCGGGAUUGAGUUCAUGUUCUUUGUUGUACCUAGUAUGGGGCUACGUUUUGGAUUUGUGCUAAAGCAAGUGUUGAUAAUGUGGAGAUGUUUUAGUUGUUGGUAAGUAGUGCUUACAGUAGCGAAGGACCUUUUUCAGCUCCCCGUGCUCUGCCCGGUGCACGAGAAGCAGGGAGGGGACACGGCUGGGACAGCUGACCCCAGCUGCCCCAAGGGAUAUUCCAUACCAUGCGACGUCAUGCUCAGUAUAUAAAGCUGCGGCAAGGAGGAGGAAGGGGGGCAACGUAAGGAGCCAUGGCGGUUGUCUCCCCAAUAACCGUUACGCGUGGUGGAGCCCUGCUUUCCUGGAGGUGGCUGAUCACCUGCCUGCUCAUGGGAAGCAGGGAAUGAAUUCCUUGUUUUGCUUUGGUCGUGUGCGCAGCUUUUGCUUUACGUAUUAAACUUCUUUUACUUCAA